UCUUGUCUUAUUUGGAAACUUGAAACAUAGUCGAGAAUAUCAAAAGGAUUGUAAAUACUUUCCUAGCGCCUAAAUCGGAAGCAGCCAUCAAUCUUACCAAGUUUGUGAAAGGUCAUUCCGACUUUGAAUUGCCUCGUACGACUGGUAAUACCGCUGGGUUACCGAGGGUUUGGCUUCGAGGCGAGAAUAGGCCUGCCAACAAUCGGCCGAACCUACUAUUUCUGGAUUUACCAGAUCUCUCUCAGGUCAACAUAUUGGCGGAGCGACCUAUUUUAAAGGGAAUUAAAGAUCUGAUUAAGAAUAAUACUUCAGGAAUCGUCCCCAUUUUCGGAGUGAGUGGAUGCGGCAAGACCCGUGGCGUGCUUGAGCUAUUAUCUUGUCAAUGGGGAUUUUACUUCAACGCUUCUGGAAAUGACUUGGGGUCGGGUGACAUGACUUUUCUACUUAACGAGAUUCCGAAUCAACUUACGGAAGAUCGAAGCGCCAACAACCUUACAGCUAGGGCAUUAACGUUCAUACUAUUGCUUGCACGACUAAAGAUCCUCCAAUACUGCUUGCAAGUUCCGGAUAGUAAGAGUACGUUUACAUGUGCAAGAUGGACUAUACUCCAAGCUUGUCCUUACAUAUUCGACUUGGAUGUAUUUGAUACACUUUUUCGAGCAUUUUACGAACUAGAGUGGAAAACAGGAACAACCUUAUACAACAUAGUAACAUUUGAAUUUGAUGAGACCCAGAGACUUCUUGGUCUUUUUUCGGGUGCUUCAGGAUCCACAAGGUUUUUAGUAGUAUACGAUGAGGCGCAGGUCCUUGGUGAAGCUUGCCUUAACAAAUUUGGGUUGGCAGCGGAAAUGUCUGCUCGGCCGUUGCUUUAUCCUAUUUUGCUUGGAAUUCGAAGCAUCGCAGGUAAGGAGGAACUCACGGCCGUCACUACUGGGACAAGACUCUGUAUUUACACUCUUACAUGGGUAGAGAAGAGUGGAUCUAUUCAGGAGGGAUACAGGAAUAUAAUCAUUUCAGAAUUGCUCGAAUCAUUCAUGGAAUAUCUGAAGUUUGAGUGCAUGGAGUUCCCUGGAUGGGUUGGUUAUGAGUCAGUCAGUACUUAUAUCACCAAUCUUAAGGGCCUACUUAAGGACGAAGCCGCGAAAACUCGCCUAGAUGAACUCCUACCACCACAGGCUGUUGAGUUGAUGGUGAAAAAACUUGUUGGCCGUUUUCGUCCAAUCACCAAAGCGAUUGAGAGGACCAUCGAAUUCAACACGAAAGAUGGAUGGAAGCGAGCAGUCGAUCUUGUAGAAAAGGAUCUUGUCUCAUACGAUUUAUGUAGAGAGAAAGCCAACCUCUGCUAUGAACUUAUUCGGUUGGAGAGAAAAUUUACUCAAAAUAUUAAGCUAGCCAAGGAUUUUAAGAAUCCGAUGCUCAGCUCAUGAAAUUUUAAAGCUACUACUCUUUCAGCGCUAUAUGUAUGGAGAUACGAGUAUAGUACUUCCAAGGGCAGAGCCUUUGUUAGUGGAACACGCUCUAGGUAGGUUCAGUAUUGUCGGGAAGAAAACAACUACUGUGGUAGACGAACCAUUUGUGCUGGCCGCAGUAGAAAACUAUUUCAAGGCGCAGGACCCUGAAUUUGUAAAUAGUUUAAAAGCAUGGAUGGAACAAACAGACAGUCCUCAAGCCCAAGGACGUGGGUGGGAGCCGAUGAUGAUUGGAGUUUUCAUGGAUGUAUUUCAAUCAGGAUCAGAGAAUAAGAAUCUUUGUAACUGGGAUCACAGCCCAACGAUCCGUUCUAUGUGCGAAGAGCUCGAUGGAGAUGCAGAAAUAGUUGGUUUGCGCGAUAACGGCAACCAGGGGAUCACGCAU
Messenger RNA from Lobosporangium transversale, 1854 nucleotides. RefSeq lists its product as hypothetical. NCBI's taxonomy places the organism in Eukaryota, Fungi, Mortierellomycota, Mortierellomycetes, Mortierellales, Mortierellaceae. The record is from RefSeq and is a predicted model, not a curated record. The coding region runs from base 432 to 1427 and encodes 331 amino acids. The transcript has a single exon.